Babjeviella inositovora NRRL Y-12698 is the source of this 1263-nucleotide messenger RNA. RefSeq lists its product as uncharacterized. The record is from RefSeq and is a predicted model, not a curated record. The coding region runs from base 1 to 1263 and encodes 420 amino acids. Gene Ontology annotation, biological process: translation; translational elongation. NCBI's taxonomy places the organism in Eukaryota, Fungi, Ascomycota, Pichiomycetes, Serinales. The transcript has 2 exons. Gene Ontology annotation, molecular function: translation elongation factor activity; GTP binding; GTPase activity.
AUGGGUAAGGAAAAGGGUCACAUUAACGUCGUCGUCAUCGGUCACGUCGAUUCCGGUAAGUCUACUACCACCGGUCACUUGAUUUUCAAGUGUGGUGGUAUUGACAAGCGUACCAUCGAAAAGUUCGAGAAGGAAGCCGCCGAGCUCGGUAAGGGUUCUUUCAAGUACGCUUGGGUUUUGGACAAGCUUAAGGCUGAAAGAGAAAGAGGUAUCACCAUUGAUAUCGCUUUGUGGAAGUUCGAGACUCCAAAGUACUACGUCACCGUUAUUGAUGCUCCAGGUCACAGAGAUUUCAUCAAGAACAUGAUUACCGGUACCUCCCAGGCCGAUUGUGCUAUUUUGAUUAUCGCUGGUGGUGUUGGUGAGUUCGAAGCCGGUAUCUCUAAGGACGGUCAGACUCGUGAACACGCUUUGUUGGCUUUCACCUUGGGUGUUAGACAGUUGAUCGUUGCCGUCAACAAGAUGGACACCGUCAAGUGGGACGAAGCCCGUUUCGAGGAAAUUUGCAAGGAAACCUGCAACUUCAUCAAGAAGGUUGGUUACAACCCAAAGACUGUUCCAUUCGUCCCAAUCUCUGGUUGGAACGGUGACAACAUGAUUGAAGCCUCCACCAACUGCCCAUGGUACAAGGGUUGGAACAAGGAAACCAAGGCUGGUGUCUCCAAGGGUAAGACCUUGUUGGAAGCUAUCGACGCUGUCGAGAUGCCAACCAGACCAACCGACAAGCCAUUGAGAUUGCCAUUGCAGGAUGUCUACAAGAUCGGUGGUAUCGGGACUGUGCCAGUCGGCCGUGUCGAAACCGGUGUCAUCAAGGCCGGUAUGGUGGUUACUUUCGCCCCAGCUGGUGUCACCACCGAAGUCAAGUCCGUGGAAAUGCACCACGAACAGUUGGUUGAAGGUGUCCCAGGUGACAACGUCGGGUUCAACGUCAAGAACGUUUCCGUCAAGGAAAUCAGAAGAGGUAACGUCUGUGGUGACUCCAAGAACGAUCCACCAAAGGGUUGCGCUUCUUUCAACGCCCAGGUUAUUGUCUUGAACCACCCAGGUCAGGUCUCUAACGGUUACUCUCCAGUCUUGGAUUGUCACACCGCCCACAUUGCCUGUAAGUUCGAGGAAUUGUUGACCAAGAUCGACAGAAGAACCGGUAAGACUCAGGAAGAAUUCCCUAAGUUCAUCAAGUCUGGUGACGCUGCCAUUGUCAAGAUGAUCCCAACCAAGCCAAUUAUUUCCCGUAAACCAACCAUCUUACCGGACCACGGUUAA